Messenger RNA from Bufo bufo (common toad), 3564 nucleotides. It is a transcript of the gene LRP3, whose product is annotated as LDL receptor related protein 3. The record is from RefSeq and is a predicted model, not a curated record. Bases 346 to 2826 code for a protein of 826 amino acids. Gene Ontology annotation, cellular component: plasma membrane. Lineage: Eukaryota; Metazoa; Chordata; Amphibia; Anura; Bufonidae. Gene Ontology annotation, molecular function: protein binding. The transcript has 7 exons.
GGUGUAUUGAGGUGAGUGGCUAUCCUGCUGCUAGAAUAAGAGGGAAUGGUGCUAGUGCCAGGGGAAGAAGAGGAGGAGGGGGUUGGGGGUCUGGCAGUGUGUGUAUGAGGAAGUAGUGUCAUCAGCUGCUGCACCAGGAGAUGCUUCCUUUUCUCCACCUCCUCCAGCCUGCACUCCUCCUCCCAUACAGCAUACACACACAGAGAAAGGCUCACUCAAUGCAUGUGCUGCUGGAAAUGACAAGUGCUCAUCCCCUGUCUAACAAAAGACACAGCUGAUGUGGAGCCUCUCUCCUCCUGCACCCCCCUGGCUGCCUGACAAAGGAACGCAGCCCCCCUCAACACCAUGCACAGCUCUGCCAGGCUGGACUUUCUCCAUCAUAUUUCUGUCAUUUGCUUUGUUAAUGCACUCACUCCUGGAUGGGUAGAUACCACAUUCCCUUUUACAGCUGCUUGUAAUGGUGAACUGGAGCAACACACAGAACGGAGAGGCGUCAUUUAUAGUCCCGCAUGGCCCCUGAACUACCCCCCUACCAUGAACUGCAGCUGGUUUAUCCAAGGAGACCACGGAGACGUCAUAACAAUUAGUUUUAAGAAUUUUGAUAUUCAAGAUUCUCACAAGUGCACUAUCGACUGGUUACUGAUCGGUCCGUCUUCAAAAAGGGAAGGGUAUAAAGUCUGCGGAUCUACCAUCCCCCCAGCCUUUAUUUCAUUGCGGGAUCAUGUUUGGAUGUUCUUUCACUCAGAUCCCUUGAGUUCAGGGCAGUCUCAGGGAUUCCGGCUGUCGUAUAUUAGAGGAAAAAUGGGACUGACCUCGUGUCUGACCGAUGAAUUUCUGUGUAGCAAUGGCAAAUGUAUCCCGAACACCUGGAGGUGCAAUGCUGUAGAUGAAUGCGGAGAUAACUCAGAUGAACAAAAUUGUACAAAUCCCUCUACCGAGAUACGGACCAGCUUAUGCCCUGUGGGAACGUUCCCCUGCACCUUGGCUCACUCCACACAAUGCAUGUCUAAUGAACUGAGGUGUAAUUCAGUAAAAGACUGCAUGACCGGCACUGAUGAAGAGAACUGUCCCGAUCUUAAGUGUGGAGGAAAGCUCGGCAACUUCUACGGCUCCUUUGCUUCACCAGACUUUUUCCGCCCAGAUCACAGCCGGUCAGAUCUUCGCUGUGUUUGGUACAUAGACACUCAAGACAAUCGCCAUGUCAUUCUUCAGAUCGACAUGCUUUUGGGCUACAGCGACUAUGUGAAAGUGUAUGAAGGAAUCGGCGAGAGGAGCGAUAAACUCUUGCAAACCCUCUCAUUCCGCAAUAACCGGCACACUGUCAGUGCCGAGUCUGCCAAUGGCCAGCUCACCUUGACCUACCACGCACGGCCGAAAAGCAUGGGUCAUGGUUUUAACGCCACUUACCAGGUCAAAGGUUACUGCUUGCCAUGGGAGCAGCCCUGUGGAGUUGAUGACAUUUGUUACUCAGAACGCCAGACUUGUGAUGGUUAUUGGCACUGCCCCAACGGCAAAGACGAAGAGAACUGUAAACCUUGUCAAAGUAACGAGUAUCCCUGCGAGGGAGGAAGCGGCCUGUGCUACUCUUACCUUGACCGUUGCAAUAACCAGAAGAACUGCCCAGAUGGCUCUGAUGAAAAAAACUGCUUCACGUGCCAGCCAGGGAAUUUUCACUGUGGAACCAAUUUGUGUAUCUUUGAAACAUGGCGGUGCGAUGGCCAAGAAGAUUGCCAGGACGGAAGUGAUGAACAGAACUGCCUGGUGAUUGUACCUAGGAAGGUCAUCACAGCUGCUCUGAUUGGCAGCUUGGUGUGCGGCCUACUCUUGGUCAUCGCCUUGGGCUGCGCCUUCAAACUGUAUUCUCUUAGAAGCCGGGAGUACAGGGCAUUCGAAACACAAAUGACCCGCUUAGAGGCGGAGUUCGUGAGACGUGAGGCUCCUCCUUCUUAUGGACAGCUCAUUGCCCAGGGACUCAUUCCUCCUGUGGAAGACUUUCCAGCCGUCAGUGACUCUCAAGUGUCGAUGCUACAGAACAUUCGUACAGCAAUGCGUCGACAGAUGAGGCGACAUUCGUCACGAAGGGCUUCCUCCAGAAGACGUUUGGGGAGACUUUGGAACAGAUUAUUCCAUCGUCCACGUGCAAGAGGGCAAAUCCCUCUCCUGACCUCAUCCCUCCUUUCUCAGACUCGGUACGGGGAAACAGAUUCCGGCAGAAGUGAAGACACCUGGCCGAGCCCGCUAACCCCUCCAGAAACAUCAAAUACACAGACUCAGACUUCCAGUCAAGAGGGAGAAAGUCUUGAUUUGGUCGACAACCAUUUGCAUCCCGACCCUGGAGGUGCGGAGCAGCUUCCGUCAGAUGUCCUGCUGCAGACUUGCUCUGAAGCACACAUACCCCUGGAGACUGAAUUGUCUUCUGCAUUGUCAGACUCUGAAAAUCCUUGCCACAGUUAUUUUAAUCCAGCCAUAAGGGAAGAGCCAGGACUAACUCCCGGAGAGACGUCUUCGGCUGAACUCUUGGACGCUUUUUAUUCUGUGCCUGUAUCGGAAAGGACUUCUGCUGGUCUCAGCAGCGUGACCCAUAGCCAUAAACAAAACAAGGACCCAUUAAAAUUGCCUUUAAAAAACUCUGGCCACUUACACAGCUUAAAGAAUGUCCGAAUUCAGGUGAACGAGCAGUCGCAUGGCUGCUUGUCUUCUUGCCAUGAAGAGCCUUUGGGGGUACAUAACCAUUAUCAACACUCAGUGGCAGUGACAACUCUGCAGACCUCGCAUCCCCUCUCAGAAAGCAGCAGUAGUGAUGACGAAUCCUUAUUAAUUUGCUAAUUACAUUGGUUCCUAUCAGUGGCUUAGGUUUUUGUACUUUUUUGAAAAACAUCAUAUUUGAGCGCGAACCAUAUAUUUUUCUAAAAUACGUGUCCAAGCCCAUGUGUAGAUCUUCUGUGUUAGGGCAGUGGUCUCCUACCUGCGGCUCUGGCUAUUGUAAAGCCACAACGCCCAACAUGGCUGGAGAGUCACAUGUUGAGGAGCACUUCUCCUUCAUAGAGUCAUUGUGUAGAAAUGGUACCUUGUGUUUUCCCAUUGAUUUGGACAGUAUAUAAGCUUUUAAAACCUCAUUAGAUGAAUGAUGAUGGUUUUGGCUUUUCACCCUAGGGGUUCCUUAUAAUUUAUGUUGUAUGGCACUUGGAAGGAACACAAAAUCUGAUAAAAAAAAAAAUAUAAUUUACAUGAAAAACUCAAGUGAAAGGGAAGAGUUUUUAUAGUCAAUGGUUUAGUUGCACUGAAAUCAUUUAGACAUUAAAGGUUUUAAUUGAUAACCCACAAGAGGCUAGGACUGGUCAGUGUCAUAUGAAGGCUUCAAAUAAUGGUCGGCUUGCUUGGCCCACAGCUGUUCCUCCCGACUUCUCCAUACACAUGCCUACUCAGCUUGUAUGUGUUUUCAAUGGGGAGAGAGGAAUACAUUUCUGCCCGCGCCUUAUCUCACCAUCUUCCUCGUAUUUGGUUCAUUUGUUAACAGGUGCCGCUGACUUUAAAGGGGUUGUCCCAUCUCAGACAAUGGGGGCA